Messenger RNA from Cyclospora cayetanensis, 489 nucleotides. RefSeq lists its product as uncharacterized. The transcript has a single exon. Bases 1 to 489 code for a protein of 162 amino acids. The record is from RefSeq and is a predicted model, not a curated record. Lineage: Eukaryota; Apicomplexa; Conoidasida; Eucoccidiorida; Eimeriidae.
AUGGCGAGGAAUGCCGAGAGCCCUGCUACGCUGGCUACGGUGACCAGUUGGAUGGGCUUUAUGUCUGGAGUCUUCACGCUAAUACUGUGGUGCUUCCUUCUACCAGCAAGCAAAGUUCGGCUCUAUGUUGAACCGGGAAACUUCAUGGGGGACGUAAAUCAGGAGAGAUGGAGGCAAGCGCUCUUCUCCUUUACCCCUGAGGUGUUUGUAGAUGUAUGGACACCGUUUCUCUUUGGGGCUGUUUCUUUAGUUGCCCACUUUUCCAGCUUCGAGUUGCCUCUCGUGACGGGGGACUAUUUUCGUUUCUUUUGCUGGAAUCUGGUCAUGGCCCUCUUCGCAAAUUUGGGGUACGCGGGGGGUCUUGGGAUCAUCUGCGGCAGCUAUACGCUCCUCGUCGCUUUCUUUUCCCUCAUUUGCCUUUGUGCGUGCAACGGGUGUGCUAAACUCAACCUGGACCCCUUUAGCCAGCAGGAACCUCUAGACUUCUAA